This is a messenger RNA of Sinocyclocheilus anshuiensis, 1949 nucleotides long. Its product is annotated as speckle-type POZ protein-like B. Gene Ontology annotation, molecular function: protein binding. The coding region runs from base 373 to 1551 and encodes 392 amino acids. Lineage: Eukaryota; Metazoa; Chordata; Actinopteri; Cypriniformes; Cyprinidae. The transcript is spliced from 12 exons. The record is from RefSeq and is a predicted model, not a curated record.
UGCGCCUGCAUAGAGCUGAAGCGCAGACAGCGCUAUGAGAGACAAGAGAGAGAAAAACACCCCUUAUCUGUAGAGAAAGGCUGAAAAAAGUUCACUCGUUUCGCACAAAAUUCCUUCUACGACUCACUCAGGUCACAUAUCGUACCGUGUUUCUAUGUCUGUGAUGCGGAGUGUCUGAGAGGAUGGCUUGUUUGGAGCCUGAGGUCUGUUAGUCAUUAUUUCCAGUCACUCUGACGGUUGCGUCUCUGAGCUUGAGCCCAGGGAUGACAUGGAAACACAACCUGCUGAUCUCUGAACACAAGUUUUGUCUUGGUUUUGUGUGUAGGCCGAGCAGUGAGCUAAAUCAGGGACGUGGAAGGGUGAAAGCAGGCCAUGUCGCGGGUUCCCACACCCCCUCCCCCAGGGGAAAUGACAUCCGGACCUGUGGCAGAAAGCUGGUGUUAUACACAGGUGAAAGUCGUGAAGUUUUCAUACAUGUGGACGAUUAACAACUUCAGCUUCUGUCGGGAGGAGAUGGGAGAAGCCGUAAGGAGCUCGACCUUCUCCUCAGGCCCCAACGACAAGAUGAAAUGGUGUUUGCGAGUGAACCCAAAGGGACUGGAUGAUGAGAGUAAAGAUUAUCUCUCUCUGUACUUAUUGCUUGUCAGUUGCCCAAAAAGUGAAGUGAGAGCAAAGUUCAAGUUUUCUUUACUGAACGCCAAAAGAGAAGAAACUAAAGCCAUGGAAAGCCAAAGAGCCUACCGCUUCGUCCAGGGAAAAGACUGGGGCUUCAAGAAGUUCAUCAGGAGAGAUUUCUUGCUGGACGAAGCUAACGGACUUCUUCCUGACGACAAGCUCACUCUGUUCUGUGAGGUAAGUGUGGUCCAGGACUCUGUUAACAUCUCUGGCCAGUCGAACACAAACAUGCUGAAGGUUCCGGAGUGUCAGCUUUCUGACGACCUGGGUAACCUGUGGGAAGGCUCCAGGUUCACAGACUGCAGCUUGUUCGUGGGAGGGCAAGAGUUCAAAGCGCACAAAUCCAUACUGGCAGCGAGGUCGCCAGUAUUCAAUGCUAUGUUUGAACACAAAAUGGAGGAGAGUAAAAAAAACCGUGUGGACAUCAGCGAUGUGGAACCGGAUGUUUUUAGGGAAAUGAUGGUAUUUAUUUACACUGGUAAAGCUCCUAACCUAGAGAAAAUGGCCGACAACCUGUUAGCUGCUGCAGACAAGUAUGCUCUGGAAAGAUUGAAGGUUUUAUGUGAGGAGGCUCUCUGUAACAGUUUAUCUGUAGAGAAUGUGGCUGACAUCCUCAUUCUGGCUGACCUGCACAGAGCAGAGCAGCUUAAAGCACAAGCCAUAGACUUCAUUAAUAGAUGCAGUGUUCUUAGACAGCUGGGCUGUAAAGAUGGGAAGAACUGGAAUAGCAAUCAUGCUGCAGACAUAAUGGAGACUGCAGGUUGGAAAGCAAUGAUUCAGUCCCAUCCUCACUUAGUGGCCGAGGCUUUCCGGGCUCUUGCUUCAGCCCAGUGUACCCCAUUCGGUCUGCCUAGGAAACGGCUAAAACAGUCCUGACCUUUGCCCUCACAGACUGCUUAGAACAAAACGCAUGAGGAGGCAACUACUGCACCGAGCCCUACUUCCCCCUCCCUCUUCACUAGCCCGUCGCCCUUACCAGAGACUGGAUAGAGGAGCUAGUUCAAACCACAGUGCUCAAGAAGAAAUGGACUUCGCCAUGCUGUUUACUCUGGACGUCAUUUGAAAAAUGGCCUUAAAGGAUCUGCCCCUCCGCACCUUUGUGUCUCUACGUGUAACUACGUGCCUGCUGCGACUGAUCCAGACCUGUCUGGAUUGCACUAGCUCCCACAUAAUGCAGUAGUUUUAACAUGGUGGUGUUUAGGACCUUAUAUGUUACAUGUUCUUGAGGGGGAGGGUUGCAUUAGCCCUUCUUGUGAACUUGUGGUCUGACGUUU